ACACGGAAUACUAGCGGUGAAGGACACUCAUAAGUCUGGCGUGGUACGGUCGAUGUGCUGUAAAGAUGGAAUGUUGUUUAUCAUUUUCUCUAGGGGGAAGACACACUUAAAGUUGUACUUUUAGACUGUAUUAUUGGCACGUUUAACUCUUUUAUUGGCACGUUUAAUUAACUGUUUUAUCGGCUUCUCUCAGUUCGUAAUAGCAACUUCAGCUUCCGGAUUGUACCUUAUACUGUUUGUAUAUUGUUUGCAAUACCAGGAUUUUAUUUGAUUUGGAUAUAUAUAUUUUUCCAAGACUUCCUUGCUGUUCAGCAUGGUGUUCUUCACAUGUGACGCCUGUGGGGAAUCCCUGAAAAAAGGCCAGGUGGAAAAACACGUGACCAUGUGCCGUGGUUGCCAGGUCCUAUCGUGCAUCGACUGUGGAAAAGACUUCUGGGGCGAUGACUACAAAAAUCACGUCAAAUGCAUCAGUGAAGAUGAAAAAUAUGGCGGUAAAGGCUAUGAAGCAAAAGCCAAGAAAGGGGAUGUGAAGCAGCAUCAGUGGAUGCAGAAAGUUAAUGAAGCCCUUGAUAAGCCUGGAGUCAAGCCAAAUCUGAAAGAAGUACUCAAGCAAGUCAGCGCAUACGACAAUGUCCCAAGAAAAAAGGCAAAGUUUCAGAACUGGAUGAAAAACAGUUUGAGGAUUUGCAACACCAAACUACACGAACAAGUGUGGGACAUUCUCAAUGCCCCUGAUGUACCUCAGAAGAAUGAAGAACCAACGGAGACGACCACUCAAGUCCUAGUAAACGGCGAUGCUAACGAGAAACUGAAUGGCCACUUGAACACAAAGAAACAGAAACUUAACAAAAAAGAGCGCAAAGAAUUGCGUCAACAGGAAAGCGGGAAAGGUUCAAAAAAGAAAGUGCAGCUUGAAGACGAGGAGGAGGCGAGCAAAAAGAAAAGAAAGGAGAGGAAGAGAGUGAGGACUUGUGAAGAGGAUGGAAAUGAUGCUUCUCAUCAAAUGUACAGCAAGAAAGUGAAAAGCAAUUUCAAAUGGAAAGAAACCAUCAAAGCAGUAUUGAAGACUUCGCCCGACCAGGAAUUGCCAGUGAAGAAACUCAGGAAAAAGGUUCUGGCUGCGUACUUCACAGUCUCUGGUGACGGAAAUGUCAAAACAAAGGAGGAGGUCCUUGCACUUUUUAACAAGAAGAUCAACAAUAACCCCAAGUUUCGAGUUUUGAAAGACAGAGUUAGUCUUAAAACAUAAACCUGCAUGUCACAGCUAUUUGGAAGAAAAUGUGUGUAAACUCAAGUUUUUUUACAUUUUACUUACUGUACUUCCUCUUUUUUAUUUUUAUUUUUUUAUUUUUUUAAAAGUACUUACUGUACUUAUGGCCAAAAUAAUAACCACAAUUAUUAGUUGUCAUGUAAAAUAUGCCACUGUUGGAAAUGUACUUCCAGAGGUGGGUCAUCAUGUUUGUACCAGUUUUUUGUUCACUAUUAGUUACAACAUUUCAGCUUUUUCUCAUUACGUAACCCGUAGCUCUAUCUAAUUUUGCUUCGGGGUUUUCUGGAGUCAGGACCAUAAUAAAAACGACAUUUUGGAUUGAGUA
Entelurus aequoreus (snake pipefish) is the source of this 1595-nucleotide messenger RNA. RefSeq names its product Ly1 antibody reactive homolog (mouse) (gene lyar). Gene Ontology annotation, molecular function: DNA binding. Gene Ontology annotation, biological process: negative regulation of transcription by RNA polymerase II; rRNA processing. Bases 314 to 1249 code for a protein of 311 amino acids. The transcript is spliced from 7 exons. Gene Ontology annotation, cellular component: nucleolus. The record is from RefSeq and is a predicted model, not a curated record. NCBI's taxonomy places the organism in Eukaryota, Metazoa, Chordata, Actinopteri, Syngnathiformes, Syngnathidae.